Messenger RNA from Entrophospora candida, 1193 nucleotides. The record is from the annotation of a GenBank genome assembly. Lineage: Eukaryota; Fungi; Glomeromycota; Glomeromycetes; Entrophosporales; Entrophosporaceae.
GUGAUGAUAAUAACAAUGGCUUUACUAAAAAUUAUUCUGAGAACAGGCCUGUAAGCAUAUUAAAAGUAAUAAGAGAAGUUCCAGCAAGAAAAUCAGAAGUUAACCAACAAACGCGUAGCUUUACUACACUACUUCCUAAUAUUAUGGGUAAUAUAAAACGUAAAACAAUAAUAAAAUCUAGUACAAUUAUGACAACUGCGGAGAAAAAAUCAGCUGAGGAAAUGUGGGAAGAAUUUCAGGAUAAAGGCAUUGGAGCAUUAUCCGACGAUUUUAUCAAACUUUUUUUUUCAUUAGAAUCUCGUGCCGCAGAAGUUAAACAAUUACCAAGUCGUACUGAAAAACAAUGGGGUUCUUUUAGUAAAAAAGGGUUUCAAAGUAUAUACGUGGAGCCUUUGUCAGAAAUCAAAAAUAAUGAAAAAAAAUCUUUAUUAGUAAAAACUUCAUCUUCAAUGAAAAAUACUAAUAAUGAUAAUGAAGAUGGUUCUUCAAAUGAUCUUGUCAGAAAUGAUUCUUUAAGACAAACAGUUGCUUGGGAUAGUUUUUCUGAAAAAGGUUUUGAAGAAUCAGAUGUUUUAUCUCUAGUUUCAUCACUUGGUAAAAAGAAAUUUGUUAAGUUUCGUUCCUUAAGAAGAACUAGAUCUCUUAGUCCAAUCAAAAAGUUAAUUGCUUUAGAUUUAGAAGAAGAUUGGGAGGAUUGGGGUAUCAUUGAUAGAAGAGAGGAUUUGCCUAUUACAACUCAUUUGGCAAUUGAAACAAUUGAUGAAAUCUUUCCUUAUGUAUGGAUGGAAACAACUGUUGAAGAUGAGGGUGAUAAAUGGGGCGAUUGGAUAUUCAUUGAACCAAGAAAUGGUUUAAUACACGAGUGUGAAUGGGUGAUGAUUGAGGAGAAGGCUCAGGUUUCCUUAGAAUGGGAGAAAUCUUUUUCAUAUUCAAAAAGAAGAAAAUUGAGUGCUUUAAGUACAUUUAGUAUACCAUGGGUUAGACCUGGUGCUGUUGGUAAAAAAUCAAGACCUGUCAGUAAAGCAAGUACUAGAUUUUCAAUGGCCUCAACAAUUAAAAGACCCGUACCUGCGAUAAUGGCAAUGUUUGAUAGAUCAAGACCUGAUGAUCAAGUGUUUACCACAAAUUACAAGUUUCCACCAAAUGCAAUUAAAAAAUAUAAAAAAGAAGAAAAUGAUUCAAUACACAUAUAA